AUGUAAUCUUAAUCAAUAGGAGAAGUAUAUCAAUUAAAUUCAAUUAGGACGACAUGAAAUAAUCAGAUGACAAGAAUAAAGAUCAAAUAAGCUACUGUGAAUUAUACUCAUUUAAUCUAACUUAUGAAGAGAUUUAAUAAGAAUCAAAGGAUAAAAAUAUCAAAUUGAUUCCAGAUGAUAAAUAAGUAUUCUUUGAAAUAAUAUUGAAAGAAUAAGUUACAUAUAUAUUUUAUAUAAUUAGUAAAUGAGAUUGGAUAAGAACUAUUAAGAUUUGUAUAAAUCAUAUUCUGGUAAUGUAGAAGAAAUGAUUCGUUCAAAAAUAUUUAAAUAAUAUGGAUAUGAUGAUUGUCCUACAAAUCAUAAAUUAUAUUAUGUAUUAACUUAGAAAUUCAGAAAUGAUCCUGAAUUGAAAAACUAAGUAUUCUUUUGGAGAAAUAAUGUAAUGAAAGGAUGCAGAGUAGCUUUAAAUUAAGAGCCACCUGAUAUUUAAUUAGUAAAUUUAGAAAACAAGAAAGUUUCACUAUUAAAAUUAAUGAUACAGUGUCAUAAAGAGAAUAGACUUCUUGUUGUUUAUUCUGGUAGUAUUACAUGACCUCCAUAUCGUGAAGCUAUCUCUGAUUAUAUUGCAUUUACAUAAAAGUACAAUGAUAUUUGCAAAUGCAUUAUUAUCUAUGUAAGGGAGGCUCAUUUUGUUGAAAGAGAUGAGGAAGGUAAAUUUUUGGAUGGAUGGCCUAUUGGAUUCUAUGAAUAUGAAUAUCCAUAACACAAAUCUUAAAAUGAUAGAUAGA
Molecule: messenger RNA, 788 nt
Organism: Paramecium sonneborni
Lineage: Eukaryota; Ciliophora; Oligohymenophorea; Peniculida; Parameciidae
Source: the annotation of a GenBank genome assembly